AUGAAAGAAAAGCGAAAAGUUUUAGAUAUUUACAAGUAAUAAAUAGUACAAGACUUCGAUACAUUAUACGAAAAAGACACUGAAAAGAAAAUAAUAACUAAAUUACAAAACCUUGAAAAAAAGCAAAAACUACAAUAAGAAUUAAAAAGAAACGAAUCAAUUCUUUCUAACGAAUUAAAAUCCUAUAAUACAAUAAAAUACGAAAUAAAAAAAAAAAAACAAGAAUACGAUAAUCUAUUAAACUAAUUAAAUAACUGCGACUUCGUUUUUACUUAAGAAAAAGACCGUAACGAGCUUGAAAAGCUCAAAUAAACUCAAGAAGACCUCGUUUAAAAAUUAAAUGACUCUUAAAAUAUCUAAAUGUCCCUAAAACACAUGAGCGAUACCCGAAAAAAGCUAAUUUUAUUCGAAAAAAAGCAAGUAGAAUAACUAUAUGAAGAAUACCAAAAACAAUCUUUAGAAGCUCAUAAAAAUUUCAUGGAAUAAACCAUUUAAGAGCUAAAAGAAUUCCAAGUCUAUUUCUAGUCAUAAAUAGACAAUUAAAAAUAAUAAAAUUAAUAAAAAAAAAGCCUUUUAGAAAAUUUAAAAUUCGUCCAAAAUCAAAGAAGGGCUUCUAUUUCUAUUCAAGAAAAAGACGUAGAAAAAAGCGAGAAAAUUCUUAUUUAAGAAAAUUCCAAACUACAAGAAGCAUAAUAAAAAGUAAGAAGACUCGAAAAAAUAAUUGACUAAAUCUGCCUUGUAUAAUCUAGAAUAAACUACUAAUUAUAACCUAAAAAUCUCAAAAAUAAAAACGCAGAAGUUAAAAGGGAGGAACUUAUAGAUUAAAUAACCCUAUCAGGCCUUAAACUAGAAAAAAUAGUUGCCUUUUUAGCGAAAAAAAAAGACCCAUAAAGAGUUGAAAGUAUAAAUACAGAUGCUGAUUAUCACAAACCCCCUGAAUAUAUAGGUAUUAAUCCUCUUAACUAUACCAAAUAUUGGGAAAAUUAAAAUAUUAAUAACUUAAAUGAAGAUAAAUUCAUGUUUUAACAAAAUGAAAAUGACGAAGAUCAAUAUUAAAAUACUAUUAGAAAACAAAUCCUUGUUAAUAAUAACAAUAAAGGAUUUUAAUUAAUGACACCAAUAUUUCCCCUUGCAAGCCCUGCAUCAAGCAUAGAAACUAAAUAAUUCGCAUAUUCAUGA
Ichthyophthirius multifiliis is the source of this 1179-nucleotide messenger RNA. RefSeq lists its product as hypothetical. The transcript is spliced from 3 exons. Lineage: Eukaryota; Ciliophora; Oligohymenophorea; Hymenostomatida. The record is from RefSeq and is a predicted model, not a curated record.